Messenger RNA from Cladocopium goreaui, 1999 nucleotides. Lineage: Eukaryota; Dinophyceae; Suessiales; Symbiodiniaceae. The record is from the annotation of a GenBank genome assembly.
GGGAAGCUGUGGAGCGAAUGAAGGCCAAAGGUCCAAGGCCGCACGUCCUGGCGCUGAAUCUCCUCGCGGGCGUCUUGUCGGAGACGUCUCCAAGGAACGCGCGGGCGGUGGCGCAGGAGGCGUUGCGGCUGAGUCAACGACUCGGGGAUAAGGACCUGGAGGCGCAGCUCUGGUUGCGCCUCUCAAGUAUCGAAGCUGCGACCUUGGACAGGGACGACGAGACCUUGCAGGCGUUGGAGAAGGCUAUGGCGCUGUGGAAGCAGCUGCCAGAGAGGUCUGAGGCAAUCGCUUGUGCUCGCUACCUCUCCAUCUCUGUGCUCUUGCGCAUGUUCGACCCUAAGGACAGCCUCAAAGAGGCCUCGCAAGUGCGUGCCUUUUUCUCUGAAGAGAAGGACGCGCAGCGUGAAGCUUUGAGCCUGGUGGCCGUGGCGUCUGUCAGCUUCGCGCGGAACGACGUGGAGGAUGCCAAGGAGUCCCUGGAGUUGGCCAGGGAGCUCUUUCGAGAGGUGUCAGAUCACCGCGGAGAAAUGCUGGCGCUGACCACCCUGGCUGAGAUGUCCCGUAGUAUGGGAGAGAUUUCCGAGGAGGAUGCUUUGCAAUGCGCCAUGGAGGCUUUAGCGGAGUUCCGUCGCCGCGACAACUUGCGAGGACAGGCCUUGGUGCUGUCACUUCUGGCGCGGACUUACGUCCAGAUCCCGGACCCCGAAACCGCCGUCUACGUGGUGCGAGACGCCUUGGCACUCUUCCGCGAGCUGGGUGACCGGAAGUCGGAACAUGCAUUGAUUCGCUCGAUCAUCAACAAUGACCUCAUCCCCAGCUCCAUUGAAGGUUCCGAUGUGGCUCUGAAGGCGGCCAAAGUGGCCUUGGCCGUCUGUCACCAGUCCGAGGACAAGAGGGGGCAAGCAGUCAUGCUGAAGUCAACCUUCAGGAUUUUACUGGCACGCGAGAAGCCGGAGCGCGCCUUACAAGCUGCAGAGGAGGCCCUGAAAAUGUACCGGGAACUGGAGGACCAGGAGGGUGAAGCAGAAAUGACCAUGGAGGCAGCCAAGGUGCUUCUGCAGCGCGAGGAACAUCGCCGCGCCCUAGGGGCCGCCAACUGUGCUGCAGCUCUGUAUCGGGAGGUGGGUGAUCCCCGAGAGCUCUUUGCCUUGCAGCUGGCAGUGGAUGUCCACGCGGCCCGAGGCGACCACGCGAUGGUGCUUGAAACUUCACAGGAGGUGCUAGAGAAGUGCCGUUCGCAACAGGAUCCGGCGUGCGAAGCAGCUUUGUUACAACAGAUUUGCCAGGUGUAUCUGGAGCAAGGUGGAAAAGAGAACGCUGAGGUGGUGGCACGCACUGCCAAGCAAGCGCACGUCUUGGCCAGAGAAGCUGGUGAUCAACACAGAGAGACUUGUGCCCUUGCCGCGCUGGCCAGAGCACAUCUGGCAGCCUCCCGAAACCAGGAGGCUGUGGAAGUGGCGAAAGAAGCCGUGAGAUGUGCCCAUGAGAGCGGAGACCGACCAAGCCAAAUUGUAGCCUUGCAGGCUUUUGGAGACGUGUCGGUGAAAUUGGGUCACCCUUUCGACGCCAUUGAAGCUGCGAAAGAGGCAAUGGACUAUGCACGCUUUGAAGGGCUGGUGGUACAAGAAGCGGCUGCCCUCGGCACCCUGGUGGAUGCACGCUUGGCAAAUGCCGAACCCAGCGAAGCCUUGCGUGCGGCGAAGGAGGCGCAUGAUCGAGCAAAGAGGUUGGGCAACUUGAGGGCCGAGGCCGCGGCCCUUUCUGCUGUGGCCAAGGUAUGCCUUCACAUCAAGGCACCGGCUGAAGCGAUCCAGGCCUUGGAUGGUGCACAAGCCAACUACAAGAAGCUGAAGGAUCGAAAGAAAGAAGCUGCAGUGGUACACUUGGCGGUGAAGGCUCAGCUCUUACAGGGUGAUGCCGUGAAUGCCCUGCGGGCUGCCAAGGAGGCUCGUGGUCUGGCGCGUGAGUUGAGAGAUCGCAAGGCUGAGGCUGAGGCGUG